AUGGCUGCAUCGCCCAGCUCGGCCGCGGCCACGUCCGAAAUCGAGCCUCCAAGCUCGCCUGCUGCUCAAGAAGCCAAGUCGUUUGUCUCGCGCGCAGCGAGCGACGAUGAGGAUACGCAGAUGGCCGAUGAGCCCACCGAGGUCCAGGAGAAGCCUGCCCGUGGCCGGGGAAGGGCUUCAGCAAAGGGCGGCGAUGCACCCCAUCAGAUCGGCAAGAUUCGACAUUUGAAAAAGGAAGAUGGUGAGCCUCUUUGGCGGGAAGAUAUUCAAUACGACUUCCUCAAGGCCGUUUUCGACAACGAGCAAAAGGUUUUUACCAACUCGUACGAUCACGACAUAGGCAAGCAAUGCUUUGCCGAUCUCUACAUCGAUACUAUGUCGCGAAGCAGCAAAACUAGCAAAGUCCUCAGGGACAAACUACUGAGUGAUCGAGAUGCAGCCAAGGGCAUGGCCAUGGUCUGCUUGCUGGUCAACGUCGGCCGCAUGAACACGACGCUCAAUUUUUUUCCCGAAAUGAGAGCUCAGCUCCGAACAUACCACGCGAUUCCAUCGUUGCAGGCACACCAGGACGCACACGCGUACAAACAGCUACAAGACGCCCCUCGUCUUAAAUCUAUCCUGAAGGGCGGUGCUGAGGACAGGGAGGAGCCCAACUCGUUGGAGAAGAUCAAAAAGGCCAAAGUGCCUCGAACCAAUCCUGUCAAUCUCAUCUUUUCCAUGUGCCACGCGGCGCAAAAGGUUGCCGAACUACACUUUCCUGAUUAUCAAGAGUUCCACGAUCUCAUCAUGAAGACCCAGUACAGCAGCAAGUCUCGUGCCUUGGCUUUCUUGUGGCUCAUGUGGUUUUAUCUAGAGUCUGAUUUCACCGAGGAGGGCUGCGAGGAAAAUCCGUUUGGCGCCGGUGUCGACUACGGCCUAGACGUUGCGAACCAGGGUGUCCCGGAACUCGUCGAGAUGUCGGAGGAUGAGCGAGCCAAGGAAAACGUAGACACGCCUGAGGAGGUGAAUUUUGGACGCGAGAAGCAAAAGACGCGAGCCAAGAUUCUUGAAAUGGACCAAGCUUAUCUGAACGAGAGAGAGACAAAACGCGGCAAACGGGCGACUUUAAAUGACGAAGGUCCUGCUAUCCUGCCGCGCAUCCGUCCUUCUAAGCAUGACUCGGACCGAGACAGCACAAGAUCUACGCCUCCACCGCGACACGCGGGCAGAGGUGGUCGACGAGUGUUGGGUCUCAAGUACCAAAUCUAUGAGGGGUCGUCCCCAGCUCGCCACGGAUCAGAAGGUGUCGGGUCACGGAAGCCUCGGCCGCCAACGGCGCAUCAGCUUGCGGUGGAAAGAAACCGCAAUGAGCGCGUCGAGUACAUUCUCGACCGAGGCCUCCGAAAGCAACACCACAGAAGCCGCAAGGUUCGACGCCAGGAGGGAGCCGUAUACCGAGCAUACAGGCGGACCCAGGCCCAAGAAGACCCGUUCGAGGACAGUGAUGGCGAGGACGCAACACCACGCAACAUUUCCAGCAAGGAGAAGACUGCCGUGUUCCGCGAGAGGGGUUUAGGUGGGCUUGCUCUUCUCAGUGCCGAGGCCGAUGACUACGGCGAAGAAGUGAGUGCCUACGCGGCCGCUUUGAGAAGAUGUUCGCGACGUCUUUGUCGGUGGGCAGGACGUGAAACCGAGCUGGGCGUUAUUGCACCAAUCAAAGGCAAGAAAGCAACAGCAAAAGCCAAUGGAAACAAGUCCGCUGGCGGCGACGGCGAUACUCUGAACGAGUCUCCCAUGAAGAAUGGUGAUGUGAACGGAGAUAUCACCAUGGGUGAUGCAGAUAUCGACGACCAGACUGCCUUGCUGGAUGACGGGGAAGACGAUGUAGACGACCCAGACAGGACCGAAGUCAUGGGUGAUUCUGACGUGGAGUAG
Messenger RNA from Metarhizium album ARSEF 1941, 1914 nucleotides. RefSeq lists its product as uncharacterized. The record is from RefSeq and is a predicted model, not a curated record. The transcript has 2 exons. Gene Ontology annotation, cellular component: Ino80 complex. NCBI's taxonomy places the organism in Eukaryota, Fungi, Ascomycota, Sordariomycetes, Hypocreales, Clavicipitaceae. The coding region runs from base 1 to 1914 and encodes 637 amino acids.